This is a messenger RNA of Paramecium sonneborni, 243 nucleotides long. The record is from the annotation of a GenBank genome assembly. NCBI's taxonomy places the organism in Eukaryota, Ciliophora, Oligohymenophorea, Peniculida, Parameciidae.
AUGGGUUAGGUUAUAAGCCAACACUAUCAUUAUGGUGGUGAAUAUGAACGUAUUAGUACUAUUACUAUGAAACACAACAAAAGAUCUGUUUGGAUUUAAAGAGAAUUUAAUGAUGGAGGAUUAAUCUAGUUUAAAUUAAGUAUCGUUAAAUGUUAAUAUGAAUGUGACAAAUGUAUAGAGAAUUAUCAACAGUUUUGUUUUGCAUUAAUAUUCAUUUUUUUAGAAAUUGAUCACAAAUUCUGA